UUCAGGUACAAAGGAAAUCUAAAAAUAUGGGACUCUUUUUUUUUUUUUCUUUCAAUUACUAAUGCUAUUGUCAAAAACCAUUACUAUUUUCCUUUUCCUCUUCCUCCUCCUCCUUUUCUCAUUGCUGGACUGGUUCAGUAGGUAGCUAGCUAGCAAAGGAAAGAUUGGAUUUUUUUUUUUUUUCAAGUGUUUCUUUUUAAAAAAUUUGACAUCAAUAUGCGGCUCCUGGAUCUGUUUGCCAUUGCUUCUAUGCCUGUUCUCAAAGUACUCCUCAUCACUGCGCUUGGCUCUUUCUUGGCUUUCGACAAUGUCAAUAUCUUGGGGGAGGAAGCAAGGAAGCAAAUUAACCGAGUUGUUUUUUAUGUCUUCAAUCCAGCACUAGUAGGGGGCAACUUGGCUAAAACAAUCACCUUUGAAAGCAUUCUAUUGCUGUGGUUUAUGCCCGUCAAUAUCCUUAUUACAUUUAUUAUUGGUUCAGCACUGGGUUGGAUACUCAUCAAAAUCACAGCCCCUCCAAAACAUCUUAAAGGCCUUAUAUUGGGUUGCUGUGCUGCAGGAAACAUGGGAAACUUGGUUUUAAUCAUUGUCCCAGCAAUGUGUAGAGAGAAAGGAAGUCCAUUUGGACCACCUGAUGUUUGCCACGCAUAUGGGAUCUCUUAUGCUUCACUUUCAAUGGCGAUAGGUGCCAUUUAUAUGUGGUCUUAUGUUUAUAACAUGAUGAGAAUUUCAGCAAGUGAGAUCAACAAAGAAGUUCGUAGGAAAGACACUGAAGGAACACCAGAAUCCAUGAACUCGGGAAAUCUUCUUCCUUCCAAAGAAUUGCCCAUUUCUGCUGAGCUUACAUAUGGUUUACUGCAUCCUGGGACAGAGUCUGAUAAAAUUGUUAAGACUUUCACAUGGACACAAGUCUCAAACAAGAUUAAGCAACAUUUGCGGAUGAUUUCAGAAAAACUUAAUCUGAAAGCAAUAUUUGCACCUUCAACUAUUGGAGCGAUUGUGGGGUUUAUUGUUGGAGCAGUCCCUCAAAUUCGAGAGUUGUUGAUUGGUACUAAUGCUCCCCUUCACGUAAUUGAAGAUUCGGCUUCUUUAGUUGGAGAUGCAGCCAUCCCAGCUGUUACCCUGAUAGUUGGAGGAAACCUUCUUAGAGGUUUAAAAGGAUCAGGAAUUCAGUUGUCACUGGUAUUUGGAAUAUUAGGAGUUCGGUAUGUUAUCCUACCUCUACUGGGGAUUGUAAUCGUUAGAGGUGCAGUGCAUUUUGGUCUUGUGGGUUCAGAUCCAUUGUACCAGUUUAUCCUUCUGGUGCAAUUUGCAGUUCCACCAGCUAUGAACAUAGGGACGAUGACUCAAUUGUUUGGUACUGGACAGAGUGAAUGUUCUGUUAUAAUGCUGUGGACAUAUGCUAUGGCAUCGAUUUCUCUUACACUAUGGUCAACCCUUUUCUUGUGGAUGGUGACUUGACAUCUGUAUAUAUUACUUCUUCUUUAGACAUCUUUUCACAUAGUUGAGGACAUUGACAGCAAUUCAGACGAAUAUCAGUUAAGACGUAUACUUACACAAAUGAUGCUAAGAGGGACACCUUUGGUGAUGACGAUGAUGGUUAUACCCCACCUUUGAAAACUAACUUUAUCACAUCUUUCCCCAUUUCAUAUACAUAUUUUUCUUUAUCA
This is a messenger RNA of Ricinus communis (castor bean), 1667 nucleotides long. RefSeq names its product protein PIN-LIKES 3-like. NCBI's taxonomy places the organism in Eukaryota, Viridiplantae, Streptophyta, Magnoliopsida, Malpighiales, Euphorbiaceae. The coding region runs from base 217 to 1458 and encodes 413 amino acids. The record is from RefSeq and is a predicted model, not a curated record. Gene Ontology annotation, biological process: endoplasmic reticulum to cytosol auxin transport. Gene Ontology annotation, cellular component: membrane. The transcript is spliced from 11 exons.